This is a messenger RNA of Xiphophorus maculatus (southern platyfish), 6712 nucleotides long. It is a transcript of the gene mfng, whose product is annotated as beta-1,3-N-acetylglucosaminyltransferase manic fringe-like. The transcript is spliced from 9 exons. The coding region runs from base 275 to 1366 and encodes 363 amino acids. Gene Ontology annotation, biological process: regulation of Notch signaling pathway; pattern specification process. The record is from RefSeq and is a predicted model, not a curated record. Gene Ontology annotation, cellular component: Golgi membrane. Gene Ontology annotation, molecular function: O-fucosylpeptide 3-beta-N-acetylglucosaminyltransferase activity. NCBI's taxonomy places the organism in Eukaryota, Metazoa, Chordata, Actinopteri, Cyprinodontiformes, Poeciliidae.
AGGCGGCGUUAUGAGCAGGGCUCUGACUCUAAAGACAGAGAAAUUCAUGAUCAGGAUUAUGAAAUCUCUCUGAUUGUCAGGAAACCGUCAGAAGAGUUGAGAGCAUAAAAGGAACUGUGACGGUAAAGAAGGAAGAAGACACACUGAUGGAGGAGGAACCGCUGCAAAUUUAGUCCGAAAACGUUUGGAUUAAAAUGAGAAAAACGGAGUUAUAAUAGUUUAAUAUCUUUGAGGACUUUUUUGUUUUGUUUUGUUUUUAUUUUUUGGGUGCACCAUGCGCAAUAGAUGGACCCGCCGGAGCCUGGUUGUCCUGGUUCUUACAUUUUUCAUCGUUGUCUUUGUGGAUUUCCAAUUACGCACCAGCAGCUUUACCAAAUCAAGCGUGGCUCACCGCCCGUCGGCCGGCGCGCGCCACGGCUCCAUCGGGCAGGUUCCCUCCGCGCACAGCUCGGCUCAUAACAGCAGCAGCAGCAUCAACGGCGGCGGAGGAGAAUCCAAACUCAGUGAAAAUAACGGAGGAGAGUCGGUGGCUGAGCGCGUCCACGCCACGCAGCCCAAACUCAGACUGGAUGACAUUUACGUGGCUGUAAAAACCACCGCGAGGUUCCACAAGACGCGUCUCGCGCUCCUUUUGGACACUUGGAUCUCAAGGACCAAGGCGCACACAUUCAUUUUCACAGACAAAGAGGAUGAAGAAUUAAGUUCAAAGGGUUAUAACAUGGUGGUAACGGGGUGCCAAUCAGAUCACAGCCAGCAGGCUCUGUCCUGCAAGAUGUCCGUCGAGUACGAUGGCUUCAUGGCCUCAAACAAGAGGUGGUUUUGCCACGUUGACGACGAUAACUAUGUGAACCCAGAGGGUCUCCUCUCUCUGCUCUCAACGUUCCCCCAGGAGGGCGAUAUCUACGUGGGCAAGCCGAGUCUGGACAAACCCAUCACUGCUCACGAACUGCUGGACGGAAAUAAAACGGUGAACGUGCGGUUCUGGUUCGCCACGGGAGGUGCCGGGUUCUGUCUGAGUCGAAGGCUGGCAGAAAAGAUGUCUCCUUGGGCCAGCGGCCCGCACUUCGAGCGGACAUCGGCCAGAAUCCGUCUCCCGGACGACUGCACCGUGGGCUUUAUCGUCGAGAAGAUGCUGGGCGUCGCCAUGGUCCACUGUCCUUUGUUCCACUCACAUUUAGAAAACCUGCUUCUAAUAAGUCAAAGAAGCCUCCCGCAGCAGGUAACCCUGAGCUAUGGGAUGUUUGAGAAUAAGAUGAACAGCAUCGAGGUAAAGGGAAGCUUUUCUAAGGAGGAGGACCCCUCCAGGUUUAAAACUGUCCACUGCAUCCUGUAUCCUGCCACCAGCUGGUGUCCUCCGGUCACUUGAGAGAAAGCUCUUUUCCUGCUGGGUAAAAAGAAAGAAUCGUUCCCUGGAUGUUUUUUCUUCUGCGCAGAGGGGGGAAAAAAAACCAUGAUUUAUUUUCAUGGAAUACAGAAGGAACUGGGGUCGAACCAAAUAUUCAACAUGAUGAAACUGCGUCCUCCCACAACUCAUGAAUGCGUUGCAUGUUCGGCGGAAAGCACUGUAAAGACAUCUCCUCUAUUCUUUCGCUGCUGUUUUAAAACCUGCUACAAAAAAUAAUGUUUUGUCUCUUUUUACUUUAACUUAAGCACUUACUAAAGGGAACAAAUGUGAUUUUUUUGUUUUCAAGAUUUUCAUGACUUCUUGGCAGAGAUUUCUGGAUAAUAAUGUUUCAGUUUAACAGAAAUGACUUUUUUUUAAUGUGAAUUAUGCUUCUAAUUGUCAACAAUGUUCAUUAAUCAAUGCGGGCAGCAAUAAAGUAAUGCGAGCCGUUACGGGUCGAGCCGACGCGCCGUCGUGGUGUGUUUACUGUUCUGAAGGAGAUGUCGUCCUUGCACCUACAGCAUGAAGCCUGCACACAAUGAACCGCCUUGACUCACAUCUCCCUCGGCCAAACCUCUCAUCCUCUCCUUUAUUUUCUCACUUCCUCCCUCCCUCCAUCCCUCCACCCCUCCAUCUGUCUCGCUGCCCACCGCUCCCACCUCCUUUCCGUUUGCUACGCAUCAGCCGUAUUCCUGAACGCCUCGAGGCGGAGAGCGCCCGAGAGCAAAACGCUCUUCCACUCUUCCCUGAUUGUCAUGUUUAUUUUUUAAAUUCAUCCCCCCACCCUCACCUAGCCUCCGCUCCUUCACAUUGACAGCAAAACACUCAAGGUGCGACGAUGAGAGCAACCGACGUUCCCGGUCUCCUGUUGAGAGAAGAAAGCGGCCUGCGUUCGCAGGGAAAGGAAAUCUCAUCAAGUCGGACAGGUCGGGUUCAGAAUACCAACGGCGCGAUGAUAUGCACGCAAUCAGGCGUCAGGGUAGGAAUGAACGGCGGGGGCCGUGCGAAGAGCACCUGAGGAGAGUGAUGACACCGCGCUCGCCGGCCCGUAGUUUGCUUGUUUGGUGUGAAUGGAGACGUGAUGAAUACAAAUAACAUUGUCGGAAGCGUCCGGGUCUGACCUUGCCUGCAGAAGACGGAAGUUAGUUUGGAGAGAGCGUGUGACUUUAAGAGAUAAUGAUGGAAGCAUGAAGACCCACUUGAGAGGAGUAAAUAGGAAGUUGAGUUGAUGGGAAAUGUAAAGUCGAUUGAUGGGAAAAGUGCUGUUUUUUUUUCCUCCUACAUUUGUUUAAUUCAGUGUGUUUCACAUUUUAUCAGUGGGAAAUAAGAUGUUGAAGUAUGGAAAUGUUUAACUGCCAGAGCUUGGACAAAAAUUCAGACAACUUUCAAGUCAUAGCAAGAUUUUUAAGAAGUUAUUACGAGACAUAUCUCAGUAAAAUUUAAAAAUCUUUCCUGUAAAUAAGACCGAUUGUAACAAAACACUAAGACAGUAACAUCUGAUUUUUUUAUAUGUCAUCUAGAAGAAACGGGGUAAAAAGAAGAGACAGAAGUCGUCACCUGUCAGAGGAGAGUGUCGUUACAUCUCAUUAAAAUUAGAAAGUUUUCUUAUUUCAACGAGUUUUGUAUCUUGUUAUAAUGAGAAAGUUUGUCGUGUUAACUAGUUUUGGAUCGACAGCGAUAAAGUUUUCACAUUUCAUCAGGUUUUGCAGCUAUAAUGAGAAUUGUUUGCAUUUCAACAGGUUUCUCUUUAAAACGAGAGUUUUCUUGUUUUAUUGAAAAACCUUCUUGUUAUAGUGAGAUACCGCUCUUGAAUACAUUUCCCAGCUCUGGCAGUGAAACGAUUCCACACUAAAGAGCUCAUAGUGAAGAUCUUUAAAGGUAAAAAAAAAAAAAAGUCACGUUGGUGAUUGUCAUAAUGGAAAGGGAAAUGUCAUGAGCUCUCAGGAUAAUCUGGAUGUGUUGUACGUCUUUAUUUGGGGGGAGAAUUCAGAUUUCACCCAUCAGAUUUGGUCUGAUGGGUUUGACUGAGACAUAUGUUUGAAAGCAAAGUUAUUUGAGAAACAAAUCUUUGUUUUUGUGUUUGUGUAUAUUUUAUUGUUAAGGCUAAGGAUGGCAAAAAGUGAUGAGUAUAUAAUUCAUGCCUGCGUCGAAGCAUGUCGCCUCGAGAAUCACAAAGUUCACUGAAACCUCCGGCCUGCCUUGGCCGUAUGCAUUUAAACUAUGUAGAAUUUAUCCUUACGUGACACCAGGAGCUUGAUUUUGGGUUUAUCAGAGAAUAACAGUGGAGAGCAAAAAAGAACAAAGACACUUUGUGUUUCACAGUAAACAUGUGUGAUUAAGAGGAUUUCUCAAAUAAAUCAGAUGGACCCCUGAAACGUAAACGGCUUUCAGUUUACACACGGACCUUCUCAAUGAGUUCUUCACUCUUUAAUCUACUCUUGGAAUGGAUUUAUAUUAACAUCUUCUUUAAAAUGUGUGCAGACAAGCUUUGGCACUGCUACAGUUCCAUAUGUUCGUGUCAUAUACGCAACAAACUGUUUAAACGCAGAUUGAUGGGGUUUUCCCCCCUUCUUUCAUUUACUAGGAAUUACAGUGGCAGAAAAUUCAGGUAUUUAAAAUGAUGUCUAAUUAUAUAACACUUAUCCCUUUGCAUAAAUAAGAGAUUUUUAAAUUGAGUUAUUUUUUUGUGGUCUGCUAAUCCGUGAGGUCUCAAAGAAGCCUUCCCAUGUGUUGUGUCUGCACGUCUUUCCUUUUAGCCCUUCUUUUGGCGGUGCCCAAAGGGGUGAGAGGUUUGUGUCCCCCUGCCCACUGCUUGCCUUUGACCCGAGUAUAGUAGAUUUAAGGCCCCUGCUGUCCAUAAUCAGAACUAACUGUGGGAGCAGGGGACCGGGUCAAUUGGAAGCAGAGUGUUACAGCUGUCAGAGGAGCAGUGCCUCACUUCUCCUCUGUCCGUCACAUUAAAUCGAUGGGGGCUUUUCAAAGGGCAAGAGAGGAAGAAAUGAUGCCCAGGAAGAAUAAAAUGAUGGAGGAGCCAACAGGGGGACACUGACAGCUAGGCAGAUUUCUUUUUUAAUGUUUUUCCCUAAUAAAGACGCAACACACAUAAAAUCCUCAAAGAUUUGGCAAACCUUGAACAGCACGUAGGCAUAACAGGCGAUUCUCUACAGCUGCUUUUGUCCAGUUUAUCCAGCAGGAGGUUCUCAGUCCACAUCAGUGAAUCUCCACAGGGCUUCCUUUUAAGCCAUUUGAGGGUUUUUUUAAAAGGUAUGCUGCAUUUUUAUUAAAUAUUUUCCCUUCUAAGGCUUCAAAAGCAUUGAAAGGAUUGUAUAUAUUCUACAAGAAUGAAGAGAAUUCCUCUCAGAAGAAGUCAUGUCAGUAUUUCCUUACAGGCUUGGCUGGGGGAGUUCUCGCAACUUGUGUUAUCUGGGAGGAACUUUUGUCUUGUGCAGUCUCAUCAACUUGAAGCGGGUAUGGUCAAUGUGGAAAAGCACAUUUCCACAUUGUGCUUUUUCCACAUUGUGCUGAUGAAACUGGGAAUAGUUUCCCGCUGGUGCAGACUGUCCAGACGUUGUCCUCAAAUUGCCACUUCCAACUAAAGAACACAUUGAAAAGCACUCUUGAUAAACGCGAACACGCCUUUAGACCGCUGCCUCAGUGUACACAGCUACUGCAUGACUGUUUACAGGCACUGCAAAAUCAGAACAUGCAACGCGCACGAUGACCUUAUUGUGUCGUAUUCCCAACGAUUUUAAUUUUGUUUGUUUGUUUGUUUCUUAACAUUCUUAAUGUUUAAGCCCCACCACAUCUGCUCUUAGGUCACACAUUCAUUUUUCUUUAGAUGUUCCAAAAACUAAACUACAAAAUUGUGAUAUUGCUUUUGUUGUUAUGGCUUUUAUUGACAAAAAAAAAAAAAAAAUCCCCCAAAGCUUUAAAAAUGUAACCGGGUCAUUUUUAUGACUGACUUUUAUUCCUUGGCAUUUGUUUGUUUUCUACAUGUAUUUUGAUUCUACUACAUCUACUACUGCAUUUUACUGAUUUCUUAAAUUACUAUACUACUUUGUUAGUCUUUACUCAUUCUUCCUGCCUCUUUGUUUUGUGGUUUUACUGUAUUGCGAAUAUUACUUUAUUGCUCUUGAAUAAUUUUAGGCAUUGCUGCGCAGCUCUUUUCUGAAAGUUGUAUAUAUGUAAAAUCAACCAUAACAUUCGUACCAUGGUAUAACCAGCGCUGCCUUUGGUAUCAACAUGUCCUACAUGUGUAAUCAUCCUGUAAAAGUCAUCAACUUACCCAACAGCUGGAGUUUUCUCACUCCACGACGUCAUCUUGUCUGGUUUUCAGCGGCUGAAGUUUCUCUCUCUCUUCAUGGUCCUGCGGGUCAAACAGUCCCCAGUAAGUGGACAAUCUGUACUCCUCUGCAGUUACAUCACCACGUAAGCAAGUUUGCUGUGGUUCGAUUCUCAGUGUAGGAGUUCCUGGUCAACCAGGCAACCCAUUACCUCCUGCUUCUGGAGUAUUCCCAGUUUGUCUAUCUAGCCUCUGGCCUUCCUGUUUAUCCUGCAGGUCCUGUUGUUCAUCUUGCACAUUUUCUUGGUCAUUAAAUCUCUCAUAACUCUUCCUGGAUUGUGGUCUGAGUUUUGGGUCCAACCCAUAUGUUGCCUGUUUUUGCAUUAAAAAAAAAAAUUACUUGAUUUUUGUAUGUUAAUAAUGCAUUUGCCAGGGGAAAGAGUUUGUGGAUAAAGCUGUGGUUGGUAAGUAAUUUUAAAGUACAUUUGACUUUCUGUGUUUUCAGUUGUCGGGGUUUAAAUCUGGCAUGUGUGCAUUUCUGAAAAGUAGACUUCUAAAAAUGUGGUCAAACAAUCAUUUGGCAAGAAAAAUGGUGCUAAUUUUGGCAUGAUUUGUCAAUUCAGCUACUGAAUAAAAAUAUGAAAUUGAGAAUGUCUUAUUCCAAACAGCAGUGGCAGAACAUUCAAGAUUACUACUGAACAAGACAGAACCUCGCCCUUCCAACACAUGGCAAUAACUUUGUCCACAUUUGCUUCUUUUAGAUUAAGUUUGACAUUUUCUUCUCUUCCAGUGUCACCAUUAGUGCCAAACGUUUUCUCUAAUUCUUGAAUGGUCCCACAUUUAACCAGGCACUAAAAAUGCAACACAUUAAACCCAAAUCGUUUUUGAAAAGUAAAAAAAAAGAAUUCAAAGAAUGGACUUUAAAAAGACAACAACUCUAGGCUCUGUAGGUUAUUAACUAUUUAGAACCUGUUAGUUUUUUGAACAUUGUCUUUGGCGCUGUCUAAGAACUCUGUCAAAUAUGUUUAGACACUCUAAAACCUCUG